Hypomesus transpacificus is the source of this 1852-nucleotide messenger RNA. RefSeq names its product natriuretic peptide receptor 2 (gene npr2). Lineage: Eukaryota; Metazoa; Chordata; Actinopteri; Osmeriformes; Osmeridae. Gene Ontology annotation, molecular function: protein kinase activity; ATP binding; guanylate cyclase activity. The record is from RefSeq and is a predicted model, not a curated record. Gene Ontology annotation, biological process: receptor guanylyl cyclase signaling pathway; intracellular signal transduction; cGMP biosynthetic process.
CUUGACCUCAGACAAGUCUCUCUCGUGUACAAAAUCUCUGCGUAUCACUUGGAUAACUGGUGUCUUCCUCUGAUACUGUCCCCUCCCCAGGGAAUGAACUACCUCCACAACAGUUACAUCGGUUCCCAUGGAAACCUGAAAUCAUCCAACUGCGUGGUGGACAGUCGCUUCGUGCUGAAGAUCACCGACUACGGCCUGGCCACCUUCCGCUCUUCCUGCGAGAACGACGACUCACACGCACUCUACGCAAAGAAGCUGUGGACGGCUCCUGAGCUGCUGAUAUACGACCGCCACCCCCCCCAGGGCACGCAGAAGGGGGACGUGUACAGCUUUGGGAUCAUCCUGCAGGAGAUCGCUCUCAGGAACGGCCCUUUCUACAUGGAUGGUCUGGACCUGAGCCCCAAAGAGAUCGUCCAGAAGGUGCGGAACGGCCAGCGGCCCUACUUCCGUCCGACCACAGAUAACAGCUGCCACUGCGCUGAGCUGAGCGGGCUGAUGGAGACCUGCUGGGCGGAGGACCCCGCUCGAGAGACCUGACUUCACACACACAUCAAGAUCUAUAUCACCAAGCUCAACAAGGAAGGAAGCACCAGUAUCCUGAACAACCUGCUGUCCAGGAUGGAGCAAUAUGCCAACAACCUGGAGAACCUGGUGGAGGAGCGAACACAGGCAUACCUGGAGGAGAAGAGGAAGGCUGAAAACCUACUUUACCAAAUCCUGCCACACUCGGUAGCAGAACAGCUGAAGCGCGGGGAGACUGUGCAGGCCGAGGCGUUCGACAGCGUCACCAUCUACUUCAGCGACAUCGUGGGCUUCACGUCCAUGUCAGCAGAGAGCACCCCCCUACAGGUAGUGACUCUCCUCAAUGACCUGUACACUUGCUUUGACGCCAUCAUAGACAACUUUGAUGUUUACAAGGUGGAGACCAUAGGCGACGCCUACAUGGUGGUGUCUGGGCUCCCUGUGAGGAACGGUAAGCUGCACGCCAGGGAGAUCGCUGGGAUGUCCCUGGCCCUGCUGGAGCAGGUCAAAACCUUCACCAUCCGCCACAGACCCAACGACCAGCUACGGCUACGGGUCGGCAUACACACAGGACCCGUCUGUGCAGGUGUGGUGGGCCUAAAGAUGCCCAGGUACUGUUUAUUUGGAGAUACUGUCAACACAGCGUCACGGAUGGAGUCGAAUGGAGAGGCCUUGAAGAUCCACCUCUCAUCCGCCACCAAGGAAGUGCUGGAUGAGUUUGGUUAUUUUGACCUCCAGUUACGAGGAGAUGUGGAAAUGAAGGGCAAAGGGAAGAUGAGAACCUACUGGCUCCAGGGAGAGAAAAGCGAUGUGUAUGUUAUCUGAGCGGCUGGCUGAUAACGAGCGGACAUAAAGGAGCCGACCACAGAGGGUUCCAUGGCCAAGACUGCUUUAUUUGUUCUAGAAUAAGUCCUUAAGGUGAUUUCCUACCUUGAACAACAGUAUUUACUAAACAGAAGUUUGGGGGAAGGGGGCGGGUUGGGGACAGAAAAAUUCAAGGUAUGACCUUGUUAUUGUACCUGCAAAAAAAGUUGGAAAAAAGGGUUACAAUGUUUUUGUAUGAAGAACCGUUCUUGUCCUGAGAGUGAGUAAUUUUCAAUGAUAAAUUCUUAUUUUUUGUGCUUUCUAUAUUAAGAUUUGUAUAAUGUGUUUGGAAGUCAAUGAUGUAUUCUUAUUUCCUUAUGGAAUUCUGAAAGGAUAGGAGCAGAGUGUUCAACUCAACAUCAAUGCAGAGGUCCUAAAGUGGUAUUACACAGUACAAGAUGAUAUAUGUAUAUAUGUAUAUCCAAGAUAUUGUAAGAUAUUUUCUUCAAUAAACUGAGUAAAAUUC